Messenger RNA from Physeter macrocephalus (sperm whale), 3378 nucleotides. It is a transcript of the gene RFLNB, whose product is annotated as refilin B. The record is from RefSeq and is a predicted model, not a curated record. Gene Ontology annotation, cellular component: actin filament bundle. The transcript is spliced from 3 exons. Bases 79 to 732 code for a protein of 217 amino acids. Gene Ontology annotation, biological process: actin filament bundle organization; negative regulation of chondrocyte development; negative regulation of bone mineralization involved in bone maturation. Gene Ontology annotation, molecular function: filamin binding. Lineage: Eukaryota; Metazoa; Chordata; Mammalia; Artiodactyla; Physeteridae.
GGACCCGGACGGCGCGCGGGCGGCGGGCAGGGAGGGCGGCCGGCGGGCAGCGGCCCCGGCCCCGCCGCGCGCACCGCCAUGGUGGGCCGGCUGAGCCUGCAGGAUGUGCCCGAGCUCGUGGACGCGAAGAAGAAGGGCGACGGCGUCCUGGACAGUCCGGACUCGGGGCUGCCCCCCAGCCCGAGCCCCAGCCACUGGGCGCUCGCGGCGGCCGGGGGCGGCGGCGGCGGGGAGCGGGCGCCGGCCCCCGGGGCGCUGGAGCCCGACGCGGCGGCCACCCCCGCGGCCCCGAAUCCAGCUUCUCUCCCCAACGCCCUGGGCUCUGGCUGCUCACCAAGGUUAUGCCCCCUGUCGUUUGGCGAAGGAGUGGAGUUUGACCCCUUACCACCGACGGAAGUAAGGUACACGUCCUCCGUCAAGUAUGACUCAGAGCGACACUUCAUCGACGACGUCCACCUGCCCCUGGGCCUGGCGGUGGCCUCCUGCAGCCAGACCAUCACCUGCAUACCCAGUUGCACAUGGCGCAACUACAAGGCUGAGGUGCGCUUUGAGCCGCGCCACAAGCCUGCCCGCUUUCUCAGCACCACCAUCGUCUACCCCAAGUACCCCAAGACCGUCUACACCACCACCCUGGAUUACAACUGCCGCAAGACACAGAGGAGGUUCCUGUCCAGCGUGGAGCUCGAAGCCAUGGAGCUCGUGGGCGGCGAUUACCUGUCGGAGGAGAGCUGACUGGAGCAGGCCAGGGGGCUGGCCCGGCUUUCCUGCCCAGGUUGGCUUGGGCCAGGCUGCCCUUGUGUGUCAUUCCAGCCCCAGAAGAGUCUAACCCAGAGAUACCUCUAAGCCUAGCCUGGGGAAUAAAAAAAAAAAAAAAAAAAGUCACAACAUCUUCUAAUUAUUGAAAGAAUUUGAUUUUUCACAGUUUUUUCCAAUUGUUUUUAAAAGGAGUGUGUUUCCUAGUUUGCUGCUACGUAGCUUCCCCGAAAUCUCAAUUUGAUGAGAAAAUAAAAGGAUGGCUAGAGCAAAAGGAAAAUGGCCACAUUUUGAAAUAGGGAAGAGGGGAGCGCUCUUCUUCCAUUGGUCAGUUUGUCUGAGGAAGAGCGUGGAAAAAAUCUCUGAGAUGGAAAAAGUGAGUUGGAAGGACUUUCUGCCCCGGUGUCUUCACUGCUACGAAAGUGGUGCUAAUUCAGUGAGCUGUGACACCCAUAUGGGUUCAAUCUGUGGAGAGUUGAGUUCCAUUCUGGUUUUUUAAAUUUCCAUUUGUAUUUCCUGUUAACCAAAACUCUUGGAAUUCUCUAAAUCUUUUUUGUGAUAUCAAAAAACCCCAAACCACAACAUAAGAUGCCUUUCAAAAAAAAGAAAGAGAGGAAGGAAGGAAGGAAGGGAGAGGCAGGAAGGAAGGAAGGAAGGUGUUCACCCUGUUCUUGCCUCUAGAGCGGGGUCAGAUCAACUGGUGGCUGAGUCUGGGGACAACAGCUUGGUUCUGGUUCCUUCCACGGGUGGGUUCCAAGCUCGGGCUCUGGCGAAGCGCCUUGAACCCCUGGCAUCUGGUAAUGUCUCCACAGGCUUGUGUAACUCUCCUGAUAUGUAUUUUGGGGUUUCCAAAUACUUUCCUAGUUAUUUCAUAAGGCGAAACAUAGCAGAGGGUCCUUUGGAGAGAAAUGGCAUUUUGAAAGAAUGCUUAGGGAAAACACUUCUGGGGGAGUCCACAGGGGGCGUUUCACUCACAGUGGGAGCCGACGGUCACACCUAGGAUUGACACCCCCAGGGAGGAGGUGGACACAGAUGUUUCUGGUGAUCUGGUUCAUCAGGGUCGGCGUCCUUUCCAGUGACCUUGGGCCAACACUGCGGAGGAAUUCUGCUGGUGCCUGAGGUCUGAGCGAAAAAGCAAGGAAAUCCACCUCCCUGCCUCCAGCCAAGGGAAGCAAAGGAGAAUUGAGCACAUGGAAUGAUGCCACAAGUCAGGCUCCAAAACCUGGGCGCUGGGGUGACCGUACACGUCUAAGCGUUCAUUUUAGUGUGACAAUCAUGGCGUUGCGUGUGACUGGAAGAAACUGUGAAUUCAGCUGAACGGGCCGCAGAAGCAGGGACACAGGCUGGGCCAGGUCAGGAGGGCGCGGAGGCCAGGCUGCCUCUGGCCUUCAGCCUCCUGCCCGCCCUGCCUCACGCGGCCCGUACUUCUUUCUCCUGCCGAUCCCUGUGGAUUUUGAGUAAAGAAGGUGGCAGGUGGCUUUUGCUCUUUUGAUAUCAGAGAGAACAAAACCGUGGGUAUUUCCUUUGAAUGCAUCCAAGUUAUGUCAAGUGCUUGGGGCUUGCAGAGUCCUGGAAGCUCGGACUCCCGCUGUAUCUCCGGGUUUGUGCUGAUGGCUUCCAUCUGUCCUGAAAGCAGAAUUGAGAGUUCUCUGGGUACUCUGGAGCCACAGCAGGGACUUUUGUUCUGAGGAGAGCAGGUGUGAUGAUAAUCACUGUCAUUUAAAGUCAUCAGAGGCCUAGAGGGCCAAAUGGUCUGCUGUCCUCUUGAGGUUGAAUAGUGUUUAGUCUGUCGUGCACCUGGUUGGAAGCAUCCCUUCCGUGGAGCCUGCGAUCAGCUCCACGGUCCCGAGUUUGCCAGCGUGAAGCUCAGCAGGGACCCCUCGAGGGGUCACUCCAAGACCCCAUAGUCUCCUGUCUUCAUGCAGAGCAGCCUCCUGCGUUUGGAAGAGUAAAUUACGCAGCAUUUGUUGAUUAAAAAUGGGUUUUUCUCUCUGAUUUCAUAAUCUUGUCAUUUAAGACAAGUGGUAAAUAUGAUUUUUAAACUAUGGUAAGAGAAUUCCCAAGGUUUUGCUCUGGCCCAAUGGAGACACUUGAUGAGCCCAGGUCAAUGUCAUGGGCAGCUCGGCCAGAGAGACGAGGGGUAGAGAAUGCGGCCUUUAAACAGCCCCGUGCUGAGAUGCACGUAUGAGAUUUUUUGAUAUGAAAUAUAUCAGUAAAGUAAGUAGAAGUGAGCGACUGCACAUGUGUCAUGGGAAUGGAAAAGCAGAUUUUGUUUUAAGUUAUUCACUAGGGACCAAACUGUAGUUCUCUCAAAUCCUGUCUUUUUCUCCAAAUCUGCGUUGCUGAAAGUUGCAGAAAAGGAAGCAUGUGAAGACGUAAGGGAACACGUCAGGGUGGAUAGCAUGUUGUCGAUCCGUGGUGGAUUCAUGUUAGUUUGCAAGGUGGAAGCAAUGAUUUUUAAAACCCACUGAUUGAAAACAAACAUUCCUAAGGGAGUCUGGGAAAUACCGUUUACUUAUGAGUUAAAAAGUCUUUUUUCUCAGAUUCUUAAAUUAUGUCUUUCAUGUAAUAAGGAUGAUUUGUAUUUUCAGAGAAAAGUUUUCUUUUGAAAUCACAGACCUUUAA